CGGUCACACUGGCUGUCAUCGUUUUUGCCUGCUCGUUUUGCGGAGUGUUUUUUUCCCCGAGACAAGCGAACUGGACUGGGAAACAGCAGCAGCAGCCGUUUAAAUAUCAUUCCCCAUUUCGAGCUAAAUACGUCGUUAAGCCAACAAGGAAGAACACAACGGCGCACCAUGCCUUCGGCUGCUAAUACCGCUUCUGCUACCACUACCGCUACCGCUGCAACUGCCACCAACAACAACAGCGGCGCUAGCAAGGAGAAGCGCUCCUCAAUCAGUUCGCUGGGCGGAUCGGGAGUUGCGGGAGCCGCUACCAAUGGCCAGAACAACAACAGCGGCAGCAUCGGCGGCAAUUUAAAUGCGACGGAGGGCAGCCAAACGGAUCUGGCCAACAGCAGCAACAACAAUGCGAGCAAUGGAAACGCUGCCAAAUCGAAGGCAACCGCUCCGGAACCGUAUAAUCCGCUCAAGCAGCUGCUGGUCACCAUUGAGCACAAGAUCCGAAAUCUGGAGAAGCGCAAGACCAAAUUGGAGUCCUAUCGCGCCAUACAGAGCAGCGGCAAGGAACUGAGUGGCGACCAGGCUUCGGCCGUGGCCAAAUACGACGCGGUUUUGGCCAAUCUGGAGUUUGCCCGCGAGCUGGCCAAGCAUAUUCAGCAGCAGUCCAAGGAGGCCGAAAAGGAGCAGAAGAAGCAGGCGCGAAAGGACAACCUGGCAAAGACGAUUGCUGAGACGACCAAGAUUCGCGAAGUUCUGAUUAUCCAGAACGUGAUCAACUGCUUUAACGACGAACAAGUUCGCAACGAUUUCCUGGCCGGUGAGAACGGAGCGACAAAGUUGGACAGCAGCGAUCUGGAUGUGCUGGAGAAGUUCUGCGUGGAGUCGCAAACCCGACGCCCGGAAACCGCCGACGAUGUAAGCUUCAUUACCACUGCCCAAAAGUCUGCUGAACUGUUUUCUUCGACCAUCAAUGCGCGUCCCAAAUCUUUUGGCGAGAUGACCUUCGAGAAAGUGCGAGCUCUCUUCCAGCAGAUCCAGGACUGCGGCUACUUGGACAAGUACUACCUGGUGCCUCUGGCCGAGAACGCGGUGGCCAACAGCACGGAUAGUGGAACCGGUAGCGGCGAUGGCGAGGGCGGUGACUUGUUGAUCGAUGGCUCUGGCGAACUGGACACGGAACUGCCUUCGGAGCCGUCGGCUCGCAAUUCGUUGGAGGAGGGACUGGACAAGCUGCAUCUGGGAGUGCAAACGGAACUGGAGCAGCAUCCACAGCACCAGCAACACCAGGAGCGUCCGGGUCAUCAUCUGUUGGAGCAGCAGCACCAGCGAGCUCCUUCUUUGGAACAUCAGCAGCAACCAACCUUGGUGGUGCAGCAACAACAACAGCAGCAGCCGCCGCAGCCAAUACCGCAGGUUUACCAGGCAGCACCUCCUGCUGGAGGAACCACCACGCCAGUGCAUGUUCUGUACGCUCCAGCGCCGCCUCCCCAGCAGCAGCAGCCCCAACAGCCGCCGCCGCAUCCUCACCAGCUGUUGAGCAGCCCCGUGAGUCUCCAGGCCUUGCAGUCGGGAGCCGCAGCUCCACCACCGCAACAACAGCAGCAGCCGCAUCCAACUCACUUCGCUCCAAAUGUGCGGGCCGUAGAGCAGAAUUACUUCAAACAGCCGCCGCCGCAUCCGCAGGCUCCUGGACUGCAGGGACCACCAACGCCACAGCAGCAGCAAUUUAUGCAGCAGUUGCGUCCUUUGGCGGAGGUAUUGGGCACAGGAAGCUUCCACUUUCUGCAGGACAGUGAACUGGACAAUCCUGAGGCCUUGGCCCCACCGCCUCCGACCAAUCAAGGAUUGGUGUUUGAGCAACAGCCGCAGCAGCCUAACCAUGUCGAAGAACCACCGCAGGCCAUACAAACGCUGACCUUCACCAAUCAAUCGUUCCCAUCGCAGCAGCCCAAACCGCAACAGCAGGCUCCUCCCCAGCAGCAGCUGUUCUCCCCAGUUCUGAUCCACGAACAACGCCAGCAGCAACCGCAGCAGCAGCCGCAACCCAUGCUUAUUAUGCCGCGCCUGCCAACCCAACAGCCUCAGCAGCCAGCUCCUCAGGGAAUCGGCAUGCAGCCAGGCGAUGUGACCUCAGUUUUUCCGUACGAAGCUGCUGUGGUUACCUAUGAACAGCAGAUCCAGCAGCAGCUGAAGCAGCAACAACAGCAGCAGCAACAACAACAACAACAACAGCAGCAGCAACAGCAGUUGGAAGAGCCCUCACCUGUGAACACCUCUUCCAGUGCAGGUGCUGGUGGCGAUGUGGAGAAUAAUGAAUGGCAUGCCCGUACUAACGAUACGAAUGCUGCAGCCACAGCUGCGCUUACGAAUGUGCUUAAGGGCGAGGCCACGCCGCCGGCACCGCCCACCAAGUGGAGCUCGGAGAUGAAUGCCAUGAGCAGUGCCGCCUCGAAUGGCAGCAGCAACACGAGUCACAAGCAGGAGUGGGCCACACCCAGGGACCACAGCGCUGGCGGUGGCAAUGGAGGUUAUGCGGACAACGAUGGCAACAACCACUGGAACAGCUCACAAGGGGAGGGACGUCGCAACUCCGGCAAUUAUCAGCGACGUGGUGGAGAUCGGGAUAACCGGGACCGUGAUCAAGGCGGGCGAGGCGAUGAGCGACGCAAUGGCGGCGACAGAGGCAACUACCGGUCGCGUCAGUACGGCAACUCAUCGAACCCGAAUGCACGCAAUUCGGGCAACAGCGGCGUGUACUUCCGCAACAAUGAGUCCGGAAACGGUGGAGGCAACAGCUACUACCAGAAUGGAGGAGGCGGCGGUGGCACUUACAACAAGGAGUCGCGCUAUGAGUCGUCCGGCGGCGGCGGAGGAAGCUAUCGGGGCCAGCGCGGUGGUAACCAGCAGAGAAAUGUUAAUGGUUCGUACGGAGGCGGCAGGCCCAUGGGCGAUCGUGGGCGUGGCGGAGCGGGCAACCAGGGAGGCGGUGGUGGCUACAUAAACCGCCAGAACCAGUCGCAGCGCAUGCCUCUUGGAUUGGAGAAUAAAAACUGAGCAAACAAUACGUAUUAACCGCAAAACAAAAAACAUACAAUUCAUGCAAACCAUACACACAGAAAACCCAUAAAGAAAAAAGGAAACCAAUCAUCCACAUACAAGUAAUGGCCACGUAGACGUACAAUUAUCGUUACGUAAAAAACUCUCAACCAGAAGAAAUGGAAAUCUAUCAAAAGAAUCCUUUAUAACGCAACUAGGGAAACGAAAAUGAGGCAGCAGCAAAAACAAAUUCGCGCGCAUUUUUGAAUACAAUUUAUAAUUAUUUCCCUUGAUUUUGGUUUAUUUGAUAAUGUAUUAAUAAUAAAACAAAAUAGUUGUUAGAAACAAAAAGGAGUUACAACUAUAUACAGGAAAGUAAACGCUCUAAGGGUUUCUAAAACUCCCAGGCAGGACAUGACUUCGGCAAAAGAAAACCAACGAAAGAUGGGCAAAACAACAAAACUCGGAUCAGCCAAUCCUCGCCCGACUUUACUAUAUCCCUGUUUGGCUGCGUUAAUAACAACACAGAUGUCGAGAAAAAGAAAAUAAAAAGUAUUUAUACGUCUUAGCAAUUAAAUAACGAUUCUGAAAUAUACAAAUUAAUUACUAUUACCUAUAUAUAUAAACGAAGGAUAAAUAUAUUUAUAGUUUGUGCUCUUACUGUCUUGCUCUAUCCCAUUUCAACACCUUUUUUUUGUUUUGCCAAACUUUUACACACAAACAAAGAAAACUAAAAUACAAGACCACAUAAAAAAAUAAUAGUUGUAAUUAAUACUGCGUGAAUGAAGAAGCGUGCACACUAACAGUGCAUUAUAAAUGAAAUGAAAAUUAUGUAUUUGCAAAAUAGUACAUACAUUAAACAAAAGUAUAUAAACCA
Messenger RNA from Drosophila rhopaloa, 3907 nucleotides. It is a transcript of the gene Capr, whose product is annotated as caprin homolog. Lineage: Eukaryota; Metazoa; Arthropoda; Insecta; Diptera; Drosophilidae. The transcript has 4 exons. Bases 169 to 3048 code for a protein of 959 amino acids. Gene Ontology annotation, cellular component: cytoplasm. Gene Ontology annotation, molecular function: RNA binding. The record is from RefSeq and is a predicted model, not a curated record.